AACAGUGUUGACUUGUAAUUGAUCAACUUAGAUCGGGGGCAGGCCGGGGGAGGGCAGUGCUUUUGAUUUAGGCUGGGAAAGGCCUCCUAGUGACUAUGUUCAAUUUGGAGGAAUUCAGAUGUUCUUUUGUUAUACAAGUGAAGCUGUGUAAUACAAAUGAGGAGUUUUACCUUUCCUAAAUCUUCCCCUUAUCAUUCCAGUAGUAUCAGUGAGAUCUGGUUGUGAUUUAUGUAAAUGGUGGCUAAAAAAUUCAAACUACUGAGGGGGAGCAUUCUCAUUUUACAGCUUCACAUGCUGUGCUGAACUAAAUAAGUAGCGUGGGAUGCUGGCUUUGUGACAGGUCUUUUGUCAUUUUUCAGAAGCAUUUUGACGUGUUGAUGUCAAUUUGGAACAGCUGAAAAAAUACAGGAAAAUAAGAUAACUACGUACAUGUUGAGGGUGGGGACAAAAUGAAGGUUCUGAACCAGCUGCCGGCUUACAGUAGCCAUAUAAGCAGCAGCAGCAAUGCACCAACCUGGUGGCAUGGAAUGUUCACAUGGGAGAGCCGCAUGAGGCCGCCCACCACGCUUCCUGAAGGAUGCCGGUGUGGAAGAAUUUUGACAUGCCAGUGUCCUCGUUCUACAGGGUGUUCCAUUCUUCCACAAUCUCAGAAAAAUGGGACUAAAAGAAACUAGUUUGUAAAAUAAGAAGACUUCCAUUUUUAAUGACCAACAUGUAUUAAGAUGGACACCUAUUCUACGAAAUACGAAGUUCUAUGGUCUCGAAGAAGCCAGUGCCUGUUUAAAACCGAUCCUAAAUAAAAACACACUUGAGUGGAUAUGAGAAUGUUGGUUAGUGGCAGAAGAGUCAAAAAAUGGCAGUUAAUUAUUCAGUUAUUUGCUACUUGUUUUUUAGCGAGCCUCAUGUUUUUUUGGGAACCAAUCGAUAAUCACAUUGUGAGCCAUAUGAAGUCAUAUUCUUACAGAUACCUCAUAAAUAGCUAUGACUUUGUGAAUGAUACCCUGUCUCUUAAGCACACCUCAGCUGGGCCUCGCUACCAAUACUUGAUUAACCACAAGGAAAAGUGUCAAGCUCAAGACGUCCUCCUUUUACUGUUUGUAAAAACUGCUCCUGAAAACUAUGAUCGACGUUCCGGAAUUAGAAGGACGUGGGGCAAUGAAAAUUAUGUUCGGUCUCAGCUGAAUGCCAACAUCAAAACUCUGUUUGCCUUAGGAACUCCUAAUCCACUGGAGGGAGAAGAACUACAAAGAAAACUGGCUUGGGAAGAUCAAAGGUACAAUGAUAUAAUUCAGCAAGACUUUGUUGAUUCUUUCUACAAUCUUACUCUGAAAUUACUUAUGCAGUUCAGUUGGGCAAACACCUAUUGUCCACAUGCCAAAUUUCUUAUGACUGCUGAUGAUGACAUAUUUAUUCACAUGCCAAAUCUGAUUGAGUACCUUCAAAGUUUAGAACAAAUUGGUGUUCAAGACUUUUGGAUUGGUCGUGUUCAUCGUGGUGCCCCUCCCAUUAGAGAUAAAAGCAGCAAAUACUACGUGUCCUAUGAAAUGUACCAGUGGCCAGCUUACCCUGACUACACAGCUGGAGCUGCCUAUGUAAUCUCCGGUGAUGUAGCUGCCAAAGUCUAUGAGGCAUCACAGACACUAAAUUCAAGUCUUUACAUAGACGAUGUGUUCAUGGGCCUCUGUGCCAAUAAAAUAGGGAUAGUACUGCAGGACCAUGUGUUUUUUUCUGGAGAGGGUAAAACUCCUUAUCAUCCCUGCAUCUAUGAAAAAAUGAUGACAUCUCAUGGACACUUAGAAGAUCUCCAGGACCUUUGGAAGAAUGCUACAGAUCCUAAAGUAAAAACCAUUUCCAAAGGUUUUUUUGGUCAAAUAUACUGCAGAUUAAUGAAGAUAAUUCUCCUUUGUAAAAUUAGCUAUGUGGACACAUACCCUUGUAGGGCUGCGUUUAUCUAAUAGUACUUGAAUGUUGUAUGUUUUCACUGUCACUGAGUCAAACCUGGAUGAAAAAAACCUUUAAAUGUUUGUCUACACCCUAAGUAAAAUGAGGACGAAAGACAAAUAUUUUGAAAGCCUAGUCCAUCAGAAUGUUUCUUUGAUUCUAGAAGCUGUUUAAUAUCACUUAUCUACUUCAUUGCCUAAAUUCAUUUCAAAGAAUUUGUAUUUAGAAAAGGUUUAUAUUAUUAGUGAAAACAAAACUAAAGGGAAGUUCAAGUUCUCAUGUAAUGCCACAUAUAUACUUGAGGUGUAGAGAUGUCAUUAAGAAGUUUUGAUGUUAGAAUAAUUGCUUUUGGAAAAUACCAAAUGAACGUAUAGUACAACAUUUCAAGGAAAUGAAUAUAUUGUUAGACCAGGUAAGCAAGUUUAUUUUUGUUAAAGAGCACUUGGUGGAGGUAGUAGGGGCAGGGAAAGGUCAGCAUAGGAGAGAAAAUUCAUGAAUCUGGUAAAACAAAGUCUCUUGUUCUUAAGAGGAGAUGUAGAAAAAUGUGUACAAUGUUAUUAUAAACAGACAAAUCACGUCUUACCACAUCCAUGUAGCUACUGGUGUUAGAGUCAUUAAAAUACCUUUUUUUGCAUCUUUUUUCAAAGUUUAAUGUGAACUUUUAGAAAAGUGAUUAAUGUUGCCCUAAUACUUUAUAUGUUUUUAAUGGAUUUUUUUUUAAGUAUUAGAAAAUGACACAUAACACGGGCAGCUGGUUGCUCAUAGGGUCCUUCUCUAGGGAGAAACCAUUGUUAAUUCAAAUAAGCUGAUUUUAAUGAAGUUUUCAACUGGUUUUUAAAUAUUCAAUAUUGGUCUGUGUUUAAGUUUGUUAUUUGAAUGUAAUUUACAUAGAGGAAUAUAAUAAUGGAGAGACUUCAAAUGGAAAGAGAGAGCAUUACAAGCCUAAUGUCUCCAUAAUUUUAUAAAAUGAAAUCUUAGUGUCUAAAUCAUUGUACUGAUGACUAAAAUUAACCCACUCCUCCCCAACAAGGUCUUAUAAACCACAGCACUUUGUUCCAAGUUCAGAGUUUUAAAUUGAGAGCAUUAAACAUCAAAGUUAUAAUAUCUAAAACAAUUUAUUUUUCAUCAGUAACUGUCAGAGGUGAUCUUUAUUUUCUAAAUAUUUCAAACUUGAAAACAGAGUAAAAAAGUGAUAGAAAAGUUGCCAGUUUGGGGGUUAAAGCAUUUUUAAAGCUGCAUGUUCCUUGUAAUCAAAGAGAUGUGUCUGAGAUCUAAUAGAGUAAGUUACAUUUAUUUUACAAAGCAGGAUAAAAAUGUGGCUAUAAUACACACUACCUCCCUUCACUACAGAAAGAAUUAGGUGGUGUCUACUGCUAGGGAGAUUAUAUGAAGGCCAAAAUAAUGACUUCAGCAAAAGUGACUGAACUCACUCUAAGACCUUUGACUGCAGAGGCACCUGUUAGGGAAAAUCAGAUGUCUCAUAUAAUAAGGUAAUGUCGGAAACAUGCAAAACAAAACUAAAAAAGAUUUCUCAGUAUACACAACUGGAUGAUGAUACUUACAAUUUUUAGCAGGUAGCUUGUUAAUGUUUACAGAAAUUUUAAUUUUUUUCUAUUUUGAAAUUUGAGGCUUGUUUACAUUGCUUAGAUAAUUUAGUAUUUUUAACUAAUGUCAAAACUACAGUGUCAAACAUUCUAGGUUGUAGUUACUUUCAGAGUAGAUACAGGGUUUUAGAUCAUUACAGUUUAAGUUUUCUGACCAAUUAAAAAAACGUAGAUAAAAGCAUAUUUGACCAAGCAACAAGCUUAUAAUUAAUUUUUAUUAGUUGAUUGUUUAAUGAUGUAUUGCCUUUUGCCCAUAUAUACCCUGUGUAUCUACACUUGGAAGUGUUUAAGGUUGCCAUUGGUUGAAAACAUAAGUGUCUCUGGCCAUCAAAGUGAUCUUGUUUACAGCAGUGCUUUUGUGAAACAAUUAUUUAUUUGCUGAAAGAGCUCUUCUGAACUGUGUCCUUUUAAUUUUUGCUUAGAACAGAAUGGAGCAAGUUUAAAUUUCAAGGAAAUAUGAAGGCACUUCCUUUUUUUCUAAGAAGGAAGUUGCUAGAUGAUUCCUUCAUCACACUUACUUAAAGUACUGAGAAGAGUAUCUGUAAAUAAAAGGGUUCCAACCUUUUAAAAAAGAAGGAAAAAACUUUUUGGUGCUCCAGUGUAGGGCUAUCUUUUUAAAAAAUGUCAACAAAGGGAAAAUAAACUAUCAGCUUGGUUGGUCACUUGAAUAGAAGAUGGUUAUACACAGUGUUAUUGUUAAAAUUUUUUUACCUUUUGGUUGGUUUGCAUCUUUUUUCCAUAUUGUUAAUUUUAUACCAAAAUGUUAAAUAUUUGUAUUAUUUGAAUUUUGCUCUUGUAUGGCAAAAUAAUUAGUGAGUUUAAAAAAAAUCUAUGGUUUCCAAUAAACAACUGAAAAAUUA
Gorilla gorilla gorilla (western lowland gorilla) is the source of this 4405-nucleotide messenger RNA. RefSeq names its product UDP-GlcNAc:betaGal beta-1,3-N-acetylglucosaminyltransferase 5 (gene B3GNT5). The record is from RefSeq and is a predicted model, not a curated record. Gene Ontology annotation, molecular function: N-acetyllactosaminide beta-1,3-N-acetylglucosaminyltransferase activity. Gene Ontology annotation, biological process: protein O-linked glycosylation. The transcript is spliced from 2 exons. The coding region runs from base 819 to 1955 and encodes 378 amino acids. NCBI's taxonomy places the organism in Eukaryota, Metazoa, Chordata, Mammalia, Primates, Hominidae. Gene Ontology annotation, cellular component: Golgi membrane.